UCGGGGUCGGGUGGAGCUAGUCAGGAUGAUCACAAACGUGCAGCUCGCCAUCUUCGCCAACAUGCUGGGCGUGUUGCUUUUCUUGCUUGUGGUCCUCUAUCACUAUGUGGCAGUAAAUAACCCCAAGAAGCAGGAAUGAAAG
Molecule: messenger RNA, 142 nt
Organism: Rattus rattus (black rat)
Lineage: Eukaryota; Metazoa; Chordata; Mammalia; Rodentia; Muridae
Product: dolichyl-diphosphooligosaccharide--protein glycosyltransferase subunit 4-like
Exons: 1
Coding region: 26-139 (37 amino acids)
Cellular component (GO): oligosaccharyltransferase complex
Source: RefSeq, a predicted model, not a curated record